Molecule: messenger RNA, 804 nt
Organism: Ruditapes philippinarum (Manila clam)
Lineage: Eukaryota; Metazoa; Mollusca; Bivalvia; Venerida; Veneridae
Product: tudor domain-containing protein 5-like
Source: RefSeq, a predicted model, not a curated record
GACGCCGAGGGUAUCCGAAUAUAAAAAAUGGAACUAAAGUUUUGAUUUUCAGAAAAUUGCAUGUUUCUAAAAUAAAACCAAUGUUCUUUCCAUUUUAAAUUUACACAUUAUAAAAAACAGGAUGUCAAUACAUUACUCCUAAAAGAAGGCUAUGCAAUAGACAGAUACCUCAAGCGUCUUUACUUGUGCAUCGCGACUGGUGUGAUGAAAAUGGAGAGUAUAAAGAAGGAUGUGUGUGAGUUUGUGUGGAUAGGUAGAGUGUGUCAGGUUAUAGAUCCACAUUACUUCUGGAUGCAGCUGGGCACCAGGGAAAAUUUACUUCAGUUUGAGCAGCUACAAAAGGACAUGCAAGCAUUUGUAUACCAGGGUUGGUCGUCGGCAACAAGUAUAGAUGAUCUUGAACCUGGCACUGUUGUUUUAGUAAAAUCUGACUCUGAAAAGGGCACAUGCUUGAAAAGAGGACAAGUGGCUCGUGUGAUGCAGGGUGAUUCUGUUGAUGUGUUCUAUGUAGAUUAUGGAAACACAGAACUGAAGGCAAUUGACAAGAUCUGUAUCAAUGUGCCAGCAAAAUUUAAGUUGUGUCCACCGCAGGCUGUUAGAUGUAGUUUAGCUGGAGUAAAACCUCUUGUAAAAAGUUGGACAAGUAGAGGUAUUAAAACAUUUCAACAGUUUACUGGCAACAAGCUGCUGAAUGUUCUGGUGCUAUAUGGAGAGCCAGGCUAUUAUGAAGUAGCCUUGUAUCCAAGUCAUGAAGAUAAUGGUAGGUCAGUGGGACACAGUCUAGUAACAGAGGAAGUAGCCAUG